AUGGCAGAGGUUGCCGGCGAGGGUCGCUCCAAGGCACAGCUCAUCGUCGGCAUUGAUUUCGGCACCACAUUCUCGGGCGUCGCAUUUGCCUUCGCUACCAACACCGAGGCCAAGGAAGAUAUCAUCACCGAAUGGCCAGGUGCGGGAAACCAAACAAAACAAAAGAUUCCCACGGUGCUGUACUACGACCAGUAUCAGAAGGUCGUAGGGUGGGGUCCAGAUAUCGCCGACGCACUGGCCCCCACCGGUUACCCCAAGCCAGGUGUGCAAAAGGUGGAGUGGUUCAAGCUCCAGCUGAUGCUGUCUGGUAACACUUACAUUGACCCCAUCAACCUUCCCCCGCUUCCCCCAGGGAAGUCUGAGAUCGAUGUCGCCGCCGACUACCUUUUCCAUCUGCGGCAGGCAAUGAGGAAUCAGCUCCAGAAGACUCUCGGUGAAGUGUUCAACAGAGAAGAGCGCAACAUCAGGUACUACCUGACAGUGCCUGCCAUCUGGAAUGAUGCUGGAAAGGCUGCCACCCGUGCGGCUGCGAUCCAGGCUGGCUUUCUCCGCGAUGAGAACGACAAUAGGCUGACGCUGAUUACCGAGCCUGAAGCCGCAGCCAUGUUCUGUUCUAAGACUGGUCUUCUCAAUCUCAAGAUCCACGACGCUGUCCUGAUCGUCGAUUGCGGUGGUGGUACCGUCGAUUUGAUCGCCUAUGAGGUCGAAGAGGAGCAGCCUUUCUCAGUAGCCGAGUGCACAGCAGGGUCUGGUGAUUCCUGUGGAUCCACGGCUCUGAACCGAAAUUUCAGUAACAUUCUCCGUGCUAAGAUCAGGAAGAUGAAGUUGCCCGAUGGCUCCAAGACGGCCGGCAAGGUCUACGCCAAGUGUAUCAUGGACUUUGAGAACAGGAUAAAGGCUGAUUUCCGAAAUAACGGCCAGAAGUGGGCCGUCGAUGUUGGUAUUGAGGCUGAGUUCCCGGAAGCUGGUAUCGAGGAAGGCUACAUGACUUUCACGAACGAGGAGAUUCUGCAGUGCUUCGAGCCCGUGGUGAACCGAAUUUUGGAGCUAGUGAGGAACCAGAUCAUUGCGAUUCAGGCCCAAAAUAGGGCGUUGCAGAACGUGCUUGUCGUCGGUGGUUUUGGCGCUUCGGAAUAUCUCUUCCAGCAAAUUAAGCUCCACGUGCCACCCCAGUUCCAGUCCAAGGUUGUCCGUCCUAUGGACUCUGUCGCCGCUAUUGUCAAGGGUGCCGUUACAGCCGGUAUCACCGAACGUAUUGUCACCCACCGCGUUGCCCGUCGCCAUUACCUCAUGGCCACUCUCCAGCCAUUCAAGGAGGGCCACCACCCGGAGCAGUACCGUGUACCAUCUUUGGAUGGCAAGGAUAGGUGCAAGUAUACCCGCCAAAUCUUCGUCCAGAAGGGUCAGCGUGUCAAGAUCGGGGAGCCAGUAAAGGUUUCUUUCUUCAGACAAGUAGCCCCCGGCGCUACUCUGAUGUACGAAGACAUUUUAUAUGCAUGCGAUGACGAUGUUUGCCCGGAAUAUACGAAGGAUCCUCGUAUCAAGGAAGUCGUUACCCUCACCUCCGAUCUCUCCCGAAAGAACCUCGAGAAGGACUUCGAGCGCAUGGACACGCCACAGGGUACUUUCUACCGUGUAUACUUCGACAUUUACCUCACGCUUGACGGCUCCGAGUUCAACGCCGAGCUUGUGUGUCAAGGCGAAGUCAUGGGUCGCUGCACGGCUAGGUUCAGAUAG
This is a messenger RNA of Lindgomyces ingoldianus, 1737 nucleotides long. RefSeq names its product actin-like ATPase domain-containing protein. The transcript is spliced from 5 exons. The record is from RefSeq and is a predicted model, not a curated record. NCBI's taxonomy places the organism in Eukaryota, Fungi, Ascomycota, Dothideomycetes, Pleosporales, Lindgomycetaceae. The coding region runs from base 1 to 1737 and encodes 578 amino acids. Gene Ontology annotation, molecular function: ATP binding; ATP-dependent protein folding chaperone.